CCAACACACUUAUUCUUAUUGUUCUUGCUUGUUUCCUUCAUAUUCUUAACUUUGCUCACACUCAAACAACCCCUCUAAACCAUACCCGUUGCCCAUAUUCUUGCUAUCUUUCUCUUUUAACAGUUUUUAGAAAUGUCUAUUGUUGCGGACCAAACGCCGUUAGUUUACCCGGUUUCUGAAACAAACCCGCCCACACACCGCCAGUCGAAUGGCUCGUUUGGGUCGGUUUUCAUAGUAUUGGCUGUGAUCGUGGUCAUAUCAGCGGUUGCUUGCUUUCUUGGGCGGUUGUGUAAUAAGCGUCAUAACAAGAUGAAACCGUCUAAGCAUAGUCGACCGGCCAAAGAGAAGGAUAUGAAGCCUAGCCGUAAUGCGUUCCAAACUAAAGAUGGGGACAUUGAGUUCGGGUUUGAUAAGAGGUUAUCAAGCGCUAAGGUGGCUGCAAAUGGUGAUCCAAACAUGGGUCGGCCUAAUUCGUUCCGUGAGCCGAACAUGGGCCCAAACAUGGGGAGACCUAACAUGGGCCCGAACAUGGGGCGACCUAACAUGGGGCCAAACAUGGGCCGGCCCGACUCGUUCCGAGAACCAUCUAUGGGAAGACCUAACUCAUUUCGCAAGGGUGAAUUUAGAGAUGAUCAAGUGCGGUUCGGUGGUAAUCAGGAUCAUGAAAUGAAUUUCAAAUCUGGUAAAGGACCACAAAUUUAUUGAAUGUAGAGUACCUCGUUGUAUGAUAGAUUUGACCAAAGUUUGGUCAAGUAGAUGUUCUUUAAUGGUGGUGGUGGUGUUCAUGCUUAUUUCUUAUUAUAUGAUUAAUUAUGAAGUGGUUGUGGAAUUAACAUCUUCACUUUAAUGAAGGUUUAAAUUCAA
Molecule: messenger RNA, 864 nt
Organism: Helianthus annuus (common sunflower)
Lineage: Eukaryota; Viridiplantae; Streptophyta; Magnoliopsida; Asterales; Asteraceae
Exons: 1
Coding region: 133-705 (190 amino acids)
Source: RefSeq, a predicted model, not a curated record